GGAUUCGAUUCGACUAGAUGUCGAAAAAAUAAAGUGAACGCCGAUAUCGUUACCGGUGAUAAUAAUUUUAUGAAGAUAUAAUAAUACAUUGUAUUGAUUAAAACUAGCAUUUAAACAAUAUAAACAUCAUGGAAAACGAAAUUUUAGACUCUCUAAACGACUUGGGAUAUGAAGGCCCCUUGACUGAUGAAGUAGCAUUCGCCAAAGCAAUUGAUGGCGGCCCCAAAUCCUUAGAAUAUACAAAACUGAUACACAUCCUCGCUGAAGAGAUAAAAAAAUUGUGUAACCUCGAAGAAACGGUGAAUAUAAUGAAUGAUCCGGAUGAAUCCAGUUCAUUCUUGUUGGAGCUAAGUUCAUUUUUGAAAGAACUUGGAUGCCCAUAUCGGAAACUUAUAACAGGUCACAUGUCAGCCAGGUUACAGUCGAGAGACGAUAAGAUAUUGUUACUGGAUUACCUAGUAUCAGAACUAAUGGCAGCUCGAAUGGUGAAUGUGGACUGUCCUAAAGAGAAGCAAGCGGGCAUGGAUAUUGUAGUGCAAGAGUCACCAACAGCAAAGGACCUAAAAGAUAUCCUUAUUGCAUUAAAAUUUAACAAGCCUCCACCAAAUAUCACUCCAGAAGUGUUAUUUUCAAAACUAGAAGCCAAAUUAAAGGAUACCAUACAAAAAGAAGGAGACAAACUAGUCGGAAAGCCAUUAUACAAUAAAGCAUUAACGGAAAAAGAUUGGAAGCAAUUGGAGAACACAUUCACGGAAAUGUUUGAGGAGUAUCGUUUGAGACGAGAAACAUUAUUAACGAGAUUGGAGUGUACUAUACAGAGUUUUGAGUGGUCCGAUCGUUUGAAAAGCAAGAAGGAUCUAAUACAAUCAACAUACAGACCUAAAAGGGAACACUUACGGAUAAAGCCGGAUGUUAAGCUGUCAGAUUUUCUGGCAGCUAGGUCAUCUCUAUUGCAAAUAGAGAAGACAUCCAGUGCUUCUGUCAGGAAGAAUACACAGAGUGAAGUGAACAAAGUCCUUAUUGGAAGGGUACCUGAUAGGGGGGGUAGGCCCAACGAGCAACAACCCCCACCACCGGAAAUGCCUUCUUGGCAACAGAGAUCUGCUCCGCAGGGAGGUGGCGGUCGUGGCGGUGGUCGUGGUGGUGAAAGGGGGGGUCGAGGAGGUGAGAGAGGAGGUCGAGGCGGGAGGGUGCAGGGUGGGUACAAUCAGGGGAGUGGGGAUCAGAGACCUCAAUCAAGUCCAGCAUUUAAUCAAAACCGCAACUACCAAACAUACGAGGUCCCCCCCGGUGGUUAUAAUCAAAAUCAGAACCAGGGUUACGGCAACCAGGGCUAUGGUUAUAACCAGAAUAAUUAUAAUCAAGGUUAUGAUAGUAUGGGUGGUUAUAACCAGGGCUAUCAAGGCGGCGGCGGCGGCGGUUAUAAAACAUACCAACCGAACCAAGGUUAUCAGAGCAAUAGGUAUGAGAACGACGACAGAAGGGGUCGCGGCAACUAUUCGGGGCGUCGUUGACAAUACGCACUAUCAUACACUUCGUAUAGUUGACGGUAGUUUUGGAUUUUCGGUGAGGGUAGUUUGAAAAAUUGCGGCGUAGUUUCGAAAUUUCGGGUAGAUGCGGGUUUUACGCUUUGUCCGCUUACUUAUUUAUUAUUGCGUUACAAAAUUAUGUAUAAAUUUAUAUUUUAAUGGUUUUAUUUUUUUAAUGUGGGUUUUUUUGAUUUUCGAUGAUAUUGCAGUUUUGAAAAAAUACAUAUUCAGAUGCUCAAGAAUGAUUUUGUUGUGUAAUCAAUUAUUGAAUGAAACCUGAAGUAAAUUCAUGAAAGUUUUUGUAUGUUUACUUAUGAAAAUGAGGAUAGUUGGAUAAUGGCUUUGAUUUAUUGGUAGUUCCUACAAACGUGAUCAAAUAAAAGCUGCAUGUGAUUUAUAAGUGUAAAAAUAUUAGUAUCAAGUUUUUUACGUGAAUGCCCUAUGCCCCUUAAUUCUAGACAUUAGCUUUAGGUCAUGAGGGUGUUUUCUAGGUUUUACAAAUAAUCGAUUCUCACUAUGCAAAAAUACGAGCAUUUAUAAUAAAUGUGCAUAAAAUAACUGAAUUAUUAGUGUAAAAUUCUGUUGUUAUAAUAAAAUUAUUAACUUAUUCAUCGAAUUGCCAUCACUUAAACUUAAAAUUAUCGUCAACAUUUCUUACUAGAUCUAACUUAUUCUACAUUUAUCGCUAGAGUUUUAUAUAGUGUUAGAUAGAACUUACAAAAUCAUUUAUAAUUAAUGAAAUUGUGUUAAUAUAAAAUUACUUUAAACGUAUAAAAAUACUGAAAUUGUGACUUUAAUUAAGCUUAUAAAUUUUUAGCUUUAUUUAUAUAUUUAAUAAAAUAAUUAUUACUUGCAUGUUAUCUGUAUUGAUUGAUACCAUACAACCGAUUUUGACUAUAUACUAUAUAUUUAUAGUUCAUAAAACGAUUUUCCAUCAUAUUAAAAAAAAAUCUUUUGUUUUUGUGCCAAAUGUAUUGAGUAUUUUAUCUUUCUUUUAAAAUAAGAUAAGACUGCUUUUUCUUUAUUUAAUAUAAUAUUGUCAGGUAAUAAAUAAUGUUUUAUUAUUAAUUCGCAUUUUGUUAAAUGCAUCAUUUGAAGCGUGGAACAUAUAAAAGAGGUUAGAAAGGCCUUGCGGAAGGGGUGGUCGCCCCGCUCCCUUGACCCAAUAACAAACAGAUUUACAAUGCGAUUUAUUCAUUAUAUUAUGCAACUUGAUAUGUUAGGAGAAAUAGGUGCGGGUAGUUAAUAUCAAUUUUUAUAUAACCCUACGUGUGACAUCUUAGUCUCCCCGGGACCACGCUUGCUGCAGUGUUCGAAAUAAUAUAAUGAAUAAGUUGAGUAUAAAAUUCUAUAAAAGUGUUUAAUUUCCAAAUGCAUAUACUCGCAUAAAAUCAAACAUGUCAAUCAAAUCAUAAAAUCAAAGUGUCUUUCUUUGUGUUAUAUGUAUUAUAAACAAAUUGAACAUAAUGCAGCUACAUUGCUUGCAACGUAUGGGCGCCAUUUUGUGCAAAGCGAGCGAUCGCGCAUUGUAGUGCGUUCAUUGCGAGAGUCGUGACUCGUGAGUAAAUAGUGGGAGAAAAGCGGCGACACGCGUUCUAAUAAAAAUACUAAUUAUAGUUAAGUAAAGGUAGUUUCUUCCUGAACUAUUUUAUUUAUUUACCCUUUCAAACCCCUUUUAUCUGUUCCGUGUUCGGAAGUGUUAAACUAAAUUCAUUAAAAUUUUAAAAUGUUUUUGGAACUCUCAAACAUUUAAUCGUUAUGUCAUUGGUAGCGUCUCGGAGGAAAUAAUUUCAUAUUUUCUAUUUGCAUGCAGUCGUUUUAAAUUUUUUGUGGCCUGUAUGAUUUUUAAAUUUUAAUUUAAUAUUUCCUUUAAUUUUGUGAAAUAAUUACUCUUAUGAGACAUAUAAUUGGUAGGGAAGGGUAACAAAAAACCACGUUCUCAAAAACCAAGGGAGGUCUUGAGUUGACUGUAGUUUUUUUUUCUACUCCACAACUAUCAAGUCUGUUUUCAACCGAUUGGCGUGAUUCUUUUUGUGUUUGAUAGGAAAUUAUUGUCAUUUGGUCUCAUAUAGGAAACUGGAGUGGUACAUCCUUUCCUAACAUCGGUGACGUUGUUUCAAAAGAAUAAGUAUUUAAAUUAACUUGUGGUUGAUAAAAUGGGAUGGUACAGAAUUCAUUAACACAGCGGUUAGCGAUCUUGCUUAUCGUAACUAAGAUAUGGAUUGAAUUCCUAAUAUCGGAAAAUGUUUUAUAUUUUUAGUUUUAAAAUUAUCAAUACUGUAUUUUUGUACUUUUUAUUAAAAAAAAUCUCGUUUCAAGAAUUUCAAUGUACGUGUGUGUGAAAUAUGAAUUUUAUUUAAAAGAAAAAUUUUAAAUAUCAAAAAGUAUAUGUUAUUUUAGCACUCAUUUGAUGGCUCACUAGUAAGGGUCGAAAACUGGAAACGAGAAGUGUGUGCAAUAAUGAAAUCGAUUUUUUGAAAAAGCAAAAGCAAAGAAGGAACAAAUAGUUGCGAAACCGACAUAUUAUACAUAUAUUAAAUAACUCAAUAUAAUCUUUUUUUAUAUCGAAUAUAUUAUGACAUUAAUUAUAAAAAAAGUCCCAUUUUUGCAACCAACAUAAAUAUUAGCCUUAAUAUAGAAAUAAAUUAGGAACAUAGCUUUCCAACCCGUAUACAUAAUUUAGGUAUAGCAUAAAACACAGAUAAUAAAAAAAUAUGUAUUUUGUUUUUAGUUUCUGUACAAAAAAUAUUUUAAACGACUAACGAACUACAGCCUUGCUUAAGAGCAAUAAUCCA
Messenger RNA from Zerene cesonia (dogface butterfly), 4324 nucleotides. Its product is annotated as protein FAM98A. Bases 129 to 1514 code for a protein of 461 amino acids. Gene Ontology annotation, cellular component: tRNA-splicing ligase complex. NCBI's taxonomy places the organism in Eukaryota, Metazoa, Arthropoda, Insecta, Lepidoptera, Pieridae. The record is from RefSeq and is a predicted model, not a curated record. The transcript has 10 exons.